AUGCUUCCCACCGAUUCUGACAUGUUUGUCAAGGCCAAGACCGGAACUGGAAAGACUUUGGCCUUCUUGAUCCCCGCGCUUGAGACUGUGGUGGCGAAGACCGAUAGCAAGCUCCUGAAGCGAGGAGACAUGGCAACCUGCCUGAUUGUCUCUCCCACUCGCGAGUUGGCACAGCAGAUUGCAGAGGAGGCCAGGAAGCUCGUCACUCCUCAUAGGUUCAACGUACAUUGCCUUGUCGGCGGUGAGAAUAAGGGCAAGCAGAUUCGCCAAUUGAACACUAAGCGUGUGGACAUUGUCGUCGGAACCCCUGGCCGUCUGAACGAUUUGAUUGAAUCCGUCUCCGAGUUCCGCUCUCAGUUGGAGGGUGUCAAAACUUUGAUCCUUGACGAGGCCGAUCAGUUGUUGGAUAUGGGAUUCAAGGACAGCAUUGAGAGUAUUGUUGGAGCAAUCCCUAAGGAUCGCCAGACAUUGCUCUUCUCCGCCACAGUGUCUCGCCAGAUCAAAUCUAUUGCCAGAACUUCUCUUAAGCCCGACUUUACUUUUAUCGACACCGUUGAUCCCAACGAAGCCAACACUAACCUGCAGGUCAACCAGUCCUACUGCGUCACAACCUAUGAACAGCAGUUGCCACUUUUGGCCCGCAUUAUUGAGGAUCAUAAGAAGUCGAAUCCCCACGGCAAAGUCAUGGUUUUCUUGCCAACAACCCGCGGAACUCAGCUCUACGCCUCGCUCUUUGAAGAGUUGACCAGCUACCGCCUCUUCUCACUGCACUCCAAAAAGUCGCAGGAGCAGCGCACCAGGACUUCUGACCGCUUCAGAAAGAGCAAAGGAUCCAUUAUGUUUACAUCAGAUGUUUCGGCUCGCGGCGUUGAUUAUCCCGAUGUGUCGCUUGUUAUCCAGGUCGGUAUCCCAUCCUCCAAGGAGCAGUACAUUCACCGUGUCGGUCGUACAGGACGCGCUGGAAAGACAGGAGAGGGUAUUUUGAUGAUCACACCUGUUGAGAAGUCGUUCUUGGAUGUAAUGGCAGACCUGCCUCUGACUCUUAAUGAGACCUCCAAGGGAAUCAAUGAGAUUAUGGAGGACGAGGGAUUGUUGGCGAAAUUGAAGGCCGCCAAGGAAGCGCAAGACCCCGAGAUGAUUCACGACGCCUUCACCGCAUACCUUGGAUACUACACUGGGCGCCUGGAUGUUCUUACUUGUCCUAAGCGUGACAUCCUGGAUUCUGCCAAGCAGUACAUCCUGAACCUCGGUGCGGACGAGCCACCCCAUCUGAGCGAAUCCUUCCUUUCCAAAUUGGGAUUCAGCUCCAGGGCUGGUCCAUCUCGCGGUGGAUUUGGACGCGGAAACUUUGGCGGCGGACGUCGCGACAGCUUCAGCCGUGACCGCUCGCCUUCGCGAUUCGGGGACCGUGAUGAGAAACGUGGCAAGGAUGUUGGCCGCAGCAGCUAUGGACGAGACAACAGCCGUCAAUCAAGUUAUAUGAAGAACGAUCGCACCGAUCGUCGGACUAACAAGGACAGUAGAGACUUUUCAGACCGCUUCUUCUCCAGGGAUUGA
Gamsiella multidivaricata is the source of this 1557-nucleotide messenger RNA. RefSeq names its product P-loop containing nucleoside triphosphate hydrolase protein. Bases 1 to 1557 code for a protein of 518 amino acids. Gene Ontology annotation, cellular component: mitochondrion. The record is from RefSeq and is a predicted model, not a curated record. NCBI's taxonomy places the organism in Eukaryota, Fungi, Mortierellomycota, Mortierellomycetes, Mortierellales, Mortierellaceae. Gene Ontology annotation, molecular function: ATP binding; nucleic acid binding. The transcript is spliced from 3 exons.